CGUGUAUUGGUGCUAUACACUGGGCAUGUUAAAGAACCAGACUGUCUCUUGCAAAGAGCUAGGUUAGCAGGACAGAUUAUGCUAUAAGACUGAUGAUAUAGUAAAGUUUGAAUAUGGAAGAGAAAUUGCCAACCAACAUCUACACAUUCAAGGAUGAGAAACCCGCCAAGUUUGAUACCCACUACACUCCCAGUAUAAGAGAUCAGCAUGUUCCUCUAGUUAUAGACAAUGGGUCGUACCAUUGCAGAGCAGGUUGGGCAACUCAUCCAAAACCAGACCUGAUAUUCAAAAAUGUCACAGCCAAAUUUAGAAGUAGGAGAGAAAAGGAUGCAGAGGUUCAAAUUGGAAAUGACAUCAGUAACUUUGAGAUGGUCAGGUUAAUUAUGAGGUCACAGUUUGACAGGAAUAUCAUCACACAGUAUGAUGUACAGGAGCAGAUAUUUGACUACAUGUUUUCAAACCUGGGUAUCAACACAGAUGGGAAGGUUGAGCAUCCUGUUGUGAUGUCAGAGCCUGUAGCCAAUCCUAACUAUUGUAGACAACAGAUGUCAGAGCUAUUGUUUGAAUGCUAUGGUAUACCGAAGGUGACAUAUGGAGUGGACUCCUUGUUUAGCUGGUACAAAAAUCAUCCUCACCCAGCCAAGGCAAAUGCUAUGGUUAUUGGUUGUGGCUACCAGACAACACAUGUUUUGCCCGUGCUGCACGGGAGAAUAGAUCUAGAACAUUGUAGGAGGAUCAACAUAGGUGGCGCUCAUGUUGAUGGCUUCAUGCAGCGGUUACUGCAGCUGAAAUAUCCUGGACAUGUAAAUGCCAUCACACUGUCUAGGGCUGAGGAGCUUGUACGUGAUCAUACACACCUGGCUGUAGAUUUCCUGCCAGAGUUAGACGAGUGGGCAUCACAUGACUACUAUGAUGAGAAUGUUCACAAGAUACAACUUCCUUAUGCUAAUGCAACAAGUAACCUGAUAUCUGCUCAGCAGCAACAGGAACGUAGGCAACAACAGAUUCGCAGGCUGAAAGAACUUAAUGUAAAGAAGAGACAGGAAAGGUUAGGAGAGGAGGAACAAGAACUGAAGAAGUUGCUACAGUUACAGGAACUACUGGCUGAUUAUGAUGAUGAUGAUGAGUUGAAUAAUGCAUUAAGUGAGAAUGGUAUAGAGUCAGAAGAAGAGUUACAGGCCCUGAUAAACAAGUUGACAGUCAGUAUACAGAGAUUGAAGGCAGUUAUAGACGGUAAAGAACCACCACCGGAAGAACCAGAGCCUCGUAAGCCAGCAGUAUUUGACCUGUUAGAUGUUCCAGAUGACCAGUUGACGCCAGAUCAGCUGGUGAAGAAGAAACGUCAAUAUAUACUGCAGAAAGCAAAAGAAGGUCGAGCCAAGGCACAGGCACAACAGAGGGAGAAACGACAAAAAGAGCUGAUAGCAGAAAAGGAACUUGAAAAGAAAAGAGUAACAGAUUUUCAGAGCUGGCUGGCAGAAGUUAGACAAAAGAGACAGAAAUUGUUGGAAACUCGCAACAACCGUAAACAGAAGAAACAGGACAUGGCAAAAAGAAAAACUUAUGCUGCCCAACAGAGGAUGAGAAUCAUCUCUCAGCUUGCUAAAAACACAAAGAAGGAGGAUACAUUUGGGCAAGAUGACAGGGACUGGGAUGUCUAUAAGGAAAUUAAUCCCAAUAUGAGUGACAGUGACUCGGAGGCAGAAGAGAUACAAUUAGAGGAACUGGAAACAAUGCUUAAAGAACAUGAUCCUGAAUUCCAGAAAGAGUUAGACAAAGAAGCUGGGGAGUUUGAUAUAGCAGAGUACUAUAGGUUGCAUAUUGGUGUGGAACGUAUCAGGGUACCGGAGUUACUGUUCCAGCCAUCUAUGAUAGGUGUAGAGCAGGCAGGCAUUGUUGAAACACUUGACUAUGUGUUCAAGAAAUAUACACCGGAUGACCAACUGGCACUGGCUCAGUAUGUAUUUUUGACUGGAGGCUGCGCUAACUUUGGUCAGUUCAAACGAAGAAUGGAGCGAGAGUUAUUACAGAUGAGACCAUUCCAGUCCACUUUUAAUGUAUUUACUGCAGAAAACCCAAGUUUAGAUGCAUGGCUUGGUGCCCGGCAGUGGGUCACAUCUUCAGGUGUUGGGGAUGUGUGGAUAACUCGUGCUGAGUACCUGGAGAAAGGCGGGGACUAUUUGAAGGAGCAUGUGGCAUCUAAUCAUUAUUUACCCCACCCAGUACUGAUCAGCAAAUGAUGACUCGUGUAGUGUUUUCAUUAAGCAUGAUGGAAAUGUGUUAAGUAGGCUACAGAAAUGUGUUACACAGAGUACAGAAAUGUGUUACACAGGUUACAGAAAUGUGAAGAAAGCUAAUGUUUAAGGGAUUGUAUUAUGUCUACAGGUGCAUAAAACAUUUUUUGUGUUCACAUUACUGUCUGCAGUCAUAACAAAGUUUCAGUAAAUGUGCUUGUUGUGACAGCAGGAAAAGAAUGCAGCUUUUAAACUGACAGUCUAUGACAGCGAUUCACACUGAUAUCCCACUCUGAUGAAAUAAAAAACUCUGUGUGUUGGUUUUAUCUAGCUUGAUGGAAGACAGAUGACAGUGGUGAUAUGAUGUAUUGACAGUUUGUUCGGAUUAGAGAAGAUUUCAUUUCUAGGUGAAAAUAAGAAUAGUACCAGUCUUAUCCUAGUACAACAUGUGUGUUCAAGAUUUUAUGUGUAGAACUUAACUAAUAACUAAGAUGUCUCAAAACUUCUCAACAGAAAUGAAUAUUUUUAAUUACAGUGUGUUAGAUAUAACUUGUUUUGAUGUUUUGUCUCUUCUGAUAGUAUGUGAUGAGAAUAAAAAGUGAGAGUUAUACAUUA
Messenger RNA from Mercenaria mercenaria, 2849 nucleotides. Its product is annotated as actin-related protein 5-like. Bases 114 to 2240 code for a protein of 708 amino acids. Gene Ontology annotation, cellular component: cytoplasm; Ino80 complex. The record is from RefSeq and is a predicted model, not a curated record. Lineage: Eukaryota; Metazoa; Mollusca; Bivalvia; Venerida; Veneridae. The transcript has 20 exons. Gene Ontology annotation, biological process: regulation of DNA-templated transcription.